CGGUGUGGAGAUAAGCAUUUAGAUGACCCCGGGGUCCAGAUCGAUUCGGGGUUCUUGUCGGGCCAGAACAUCACCGUCCUGCAAUCGGAGCAGGAACAACCUGCCGAUCUCAGGCUCCACGCCGAUCGGGAACACUCCGAGGUCUCGUCCUGGAAGAUCCAGCCCGACGUAGACAUGAGAGUCGACAGCGGGAUCGUCGAGGCUGGUCUGAGCGAUACCCUCAGCCAACUCACCUUGACACACGUGACGAUAAACCACCUCAGAGGAAAGGUUCAGGCCGAACCAACCGACGAAUUGGCCCCGGUUACCGGUCGCAGAUUUUCGCAUCAUUCUUCGCCAGUUGACGAAGACUCCUACCUUGAACAAGCCCAGCAGCUUUGGAAGCUCUACUACUCGCAGGACGAGGAUGGCGACACACAGCUACACAUCGCCAUCGUCCAGGGUUUCCACGAGGUCGCAAUGAGCCUGAUAAGAAUGUCGCCUCAUCCCUCGCUCUUCGACUGCUUGAACAGCAAGCGCCAGGCGCCGUUGCACCUCGCUGUUUACACCCACCAGCCGAGCAUAGUGAGGCGACUAAUUUUGGCGGGAGCCGAUCCGAGCCUCAGAAAUUCAGACGGAAACACGGCGCUCCAUCUCGCCGCAGCAUCCGGGGACUUGGCCUGCGCCAGGGCGCUGACCGAGCCGAUAUCGUCCUGCGAAAGGAUGUACCUGACGCCCGAAAGGCAGGCGCCAGCGAUCCCUCAGGACCUCGAGCAGCGGAAUUACGAAGGAGAAACCUGCCUCCACGCUGCAGUCGUCGCAGGAAAUACGGAAGUCGUACGAUUGCUGAUCAGCGUCGGUGCGGAUCUCGAGGCUAAGGAGAGGCUGGGAGGAAGGACAGCUCUUCACCUGGCCAUCGAAUGCCGGAGAAAAGGUGUCACCAGCUUACUGUUGCAAGAGUGCAAUCCCCAGCUGGACGCCCUGACCUACGGAGGUGUUACCGCGUACGAAAUCGCAGCCGCAUGGGACACGCAGUUGGCGAAGGAACUCGGAAGGAGACUCGGUGCGACGAGUUCGCGCACCGCGGAUUUCAAGAACAACGACAAGCUUGCAAAAAUUCCCCAACUCUGGCAGAGUGUCGGAUUACGUGCCUAGGCGAGACGUGAAAUUUCAAUUCGCGUUUCAUCCAUUUUCCGUCGAACAUACCCAAACCGACGAAGCCGAUGAUCAAGAGUAAAUAACGAACGGCCGAUUCAAUGGAACAACCGAAGUUUAUCCGACCAAGCGAAUCGCGUCCUGUGCUAAAGGAUAAAGAAAACGGGAGCUGGAUGUCACAAUUUGCUGCAUGUACGACGCACCAGCGUGACUUGUAACCUUCAGGUUCGAGAUGACGGAUGAAGAAACGUUUUCCGGUAUAACCACGGAGUAUUGAUUCUUGGGGUGAGAUAAAGAAAAAAAAAAAGAAAAAAAAAUAGGGAAACGAUGGAUGAUCCGAGGAACGUGCAGCGAUGCCCGAUUCUCACCGAUAUUGUAUAUUGGACGUGUUGAUGUAUAUAUUAUAGAUAGGUAUAUGAGCUGUAUGAACAUGUACACUGGUUACAAUUAGUCAAAAAUUUUCAUGUGUAUAUGUGUAUAUAUAUAUAUAUAUAUAUAUAUAUAUAUAUAUAUAUACUUAAAAAAUUUAUAUUUAUAUUUACAUGUUACAUAUACGUGUAUAUUUGAACAUAGGUAUAUGUUGUAUUAUGUACGUAUGGAUGUACAUGACGGAGACUGUGAAUGGGACGACUUCUCACGUCGACUUAUGUAUUAAUAAUUUUCUUAAUUAUACCAGAAUCGCAAAUUAGACUGUAACAGUGGUGAAGAAAAUAGCCCAACGAAGAAGAAAAAAAAAAAAUACCCCGCGUGUGUAAAUAUCGUCAUUCCUUGUUAAAACUGCAUGUGUAAACGUGCCGUCGUUGCGCAUCGCGAGUAAGUGACAAGAUAAUGUCAAUGUCAUUCUCGUGAUAAAAUUAGCGUUUAUACAUUUUAAUAUAAAAAAUAAACCAACGAUUAUAAACCAAGA
Molecule: messenger RNA, 2041 nt
Organism: Neodiprion fabricii
Lineage: Eukaryota; Metazoa; Arthropoda; Insecta; Hymenoptera; Diprionidae
Gene: cact
Product: NF-kappa-B inhibitor cactus-like
Exons: 4
Coding region: 175-1134 (319 amino acids)
Molecular function (GO): protein binding
Source: RefSeq, a predicted model, not a curated record